AUGCCACUGGGACUAGGGCGGCGGAAAAAGGCGCCCCCUCUAGUGGAAAAUGAGGAGGCCGAGCCAGGCCGGGGUGGGCUGGGCGUGGGCGAGCCAGGGCCCCUGGGCGGAGCGGAGGCAGGGGGCCCCCAGAUGGGCCUGCCUCCCCCGGCCCUGCGGCCCCGCCUCGUCUUCCACACCCAGCUGGCCCACGGCAGCCCCACUGGGCGCAUCGAGGGCUUCACCAAUGUCAAGGAGCUCUAUAACAAGAUCGCCGGGGCCUUCCGGCUGCCACCUGCUGAGGUGAUGUUCUGCACCCUCAACACCCACAAAGUGGACAUGGACAAGCUCCUGGGGGGGCAGAUCGGGCUGGAAGACUUCAUCUUCGCCCACGUCAAGGGGCAGCGCAAGGAGGUGGAGGUGUUUAAGUCGGAGGACGCACUGGGGCUCACCAUCACUGACAACGGGGCUGGCUACGCCUUCAUCAAGCGUAUCAGGGAGGGCAGCGUGAUCGACCACAUCCAGCUCAUCCGCGUGGGCGACAUGAUCGAGGCCAUCAACGGGCAAAGCCUGCUGGGCUGUCGGCACUACGAGGUGGCCAGGCGACUCAAGGAGCUGCCCCGAGGCCGCACCUUCACGCUGAAGCUCACAGAGCCCCGCAGAGCCUUUGAUAUGAUUGGCCAGCGUUCAGGAGGUGGUCGCCCGGGCUCUGGCCCCCAGCUGGGCACUGGCCGAGGGACCCUGCGGCUCCGAUCCCGGGGCCCUGCCACAGUGGAAGAUCUACCCUCGGCCUUUGAGGAGAAGGCCAUUGAGAAGGUAGAUGACUUGCUGGAGAGUUACAUGGGCAUCAGGGAUACCGAGCUGGCGGCCACCAUGGUGGAAUUGGGGAAGGACAAAAGGAACCCAGACGAGCUGGCUGAGGCCCUGGACGAGCAGCUCGGUGACUUCGCCUUCCCUGACGAGUUCGUCUUUGACGUCUGGGGCGCCAUUGGGGACGCCAAGGUCGGCCGGUAUUAGGCCAUCCUCUGGACCUUGCAGUGACCCAGGCCUAGCCUCAUGGGGAGCCCAGAGGGACCACUGUACUCCAGACCCCAGCCCGUGGGUGGUGAGGAGCAGAGGUGGGGCCAGGCCCCUGCCCCACUUGAAUCGGUACCA
This is a messenger RNA of Elephantulus edwardii (Cape elephant shrew), 1134 nucleotides long. It is a transcript of the gene GIPC1, whose product is annotated as GIPC PDZ domain containing family, member 1. The record is from RefSeq and is a predicted model, not a curated record. Lineage: Eukaryota; Metazoa; Chordata; Mammalia; Macroscelidea; Macroscelididae. Bases 1 to 996 code for a protein of 331 amino acids. The transcript has 6 exons. Gene Ontology annotation, molecular function: protein binding.